This is a messenger RNA of Colletes gigas, 1543 nucleotides long. RefSeq names its product L-selectin. The transcript has 5 exons. The record is from RefSeq and is a predicted model, not a curated record. Bases 574 to 1227 code for a protein of 217 amino acids. NCBI's taxonomy places the organism in Eukaryota, Metazoa, Arthropoda, Insecta, Hymenoptera, Colletidae.
UGUAUUUUGUACUUAUUAAUCAUAUCCUAAUAUCCUCUGCACCACAAUACUUUACAUCAUAAGUCCACAAGGAAGUCACAAAUAAUAAUAAUCUAUUAUCUGGCGGAAGGAGAAUUCCUUUUAAAAAAUCAACUACAACUAAAGUUUGACUCCAAUGAAAAAAAACAAAUCGUAACUCUGAAAGACCGUCGACUUCGAAGAAGAACUGAAAGAGUUAACGGGUGAGGGGAACGAUCAGUGAGAGGUGCCGCGGGGACGGACUGAGAAUUAUCCAGGGCCCCUUUCAGGCCCCCGAAGAUGUUCCCCAGACGGUCGAGUGGGAAGAAUCUAGGUUACUCGAGCCAGAAGGGAAUGUGGGCCGGCUAUAUACCGGUUCACUUGCUCGUACACCGCAGUUCAUUCUUCUUUCUAGUCGCGAUUGACCAGUCGACGAGCUUGCGCGAUUCGACCAACCAGAAAACUAAGGAAACUAUAAUAAAUUCGUCGUUAAUUUUUCGUAAAUAGUUCGAUAGUCGAGGGCUCUUGGUGAACCUAAAGGACGACCCAGAGAAGAUUUUUUUUAGAACCAAAAAUAUGAGGACGUUAUGGCUGAUGGUCCUCCUUGGUGGAAUUAUGGUAAACGCACAACGGCGACUUGCUCUUCCCGAUGCACGUAGUUGUGCCAACCGAGUGCGACACGCCACUUACAGGGACGCCAGGGGUGUCGGUCACUCGUAUUUUUUCAGCUGGGAACACCAACCAACCAGGAGUUUGGAGGUGGAUUGGUUGGACGCUCGUAACAUCUGCAGAAGGCAUUGCAUGGACGCAGUUUCUCUUGAAACUCCUCAAGAAAAUGAAUUCAUUAAACAGAGACUCGUCAGAGGAAACGUGAGGUUCAUUUGGACUUCAGGACGCAAAUGUAAUUUUAAUGGAUGCGAUCGACCAGAUCUCCAACCACAAAAUAUCAACGGUUGGUUUUGGUCAGGAUCUGGAGCUAAAAUAGGCUCCACUACACAGCGUAACUCUGGCGAUUGGAGCAAUACAGGUGGUUACGGACAACCACAACCUGACAACCGUGAAGCUGCUCAGGGCAACGACGAGUCCUGUCUGUCUAUUUUGAACAAUUUCUACAAUGACGGCGUCAAAUGGCACGACGUGGCCUGCCACCAUCGAAAGCCAUUCGUCUGCGAAGACAGUGACGAGCUUCUGAACUUUGUGCUCUCCAGAAAUCCUGGCAUACGCCUCUAAACCCUCCGCAAAAGCUUCCAUUGAAUCUUAAACGUUCGAUUUCUAGAAUUUAUGCGACAGAAAAUAUUUAAAACAUACUAUGUUUCAUCAUUAUUUAAUACUAAAUUAAAAGCAAAACCUUGCGAAACAAAAUAGUUAGAAGUCGAACGUUUCAUCUCUGAGUUCAUUUGAUAAAAAAUAUUUCAAACAUAAAUUUUGUUUCAUUGUCAUUAUUUAACCAAUUAAUAUCCACCGUUAAUUUAAUUUAUCUGCAAGCUACAAUGAAACGAUUCGGAAGCUUGUGGAAUUAAUCGAUUACAAGUCAAAUGAUCCAGAA